Molecule: messenger RNA, 609 nt
Organism: Aspergillus piperis CBS 112811
Lineage: Eukaryota; Fungi; Ascomycota; Eurotiomycetes; Eurotiales; Aspergillaceae
Exons: 4
Coding region: 1-609 (202 amino acids)
Source: RefSeq, a predicted model, not a curated record
AUGGCUGAUGCAUGGCUACGUCAUGUUAGAUACUACAAUGGAAUCUUAUCUCAUAUAAUUACUGACAUUCAAAUUGGUCAAUUUCUCAAUCCAAAGUACAGCAAUUUAUCUAUCAAAUGUGGCAAUGAAAUCUUUCCAGCCCAUCAGAACAUACUCUGUCCCCAAUCAAACCGUUAUCAUGAAGUUGACGCUAAUAAUUAUAGGACAGCAACGGUGAGAUCAUCAUUGAGGAUAGCAAUCCCACCAAAAAAUAGUUCUGAAUGCUCGCCCCAAACAUGGACAGAAAAUGACGAGUUCGAUGCAGACACUGAACAAUAUUCAAAACCAUCUCGAAAACCCAAUACCACAAAUUUGCAGAGCUGUCAUGCCUUCUUUCACGCUCAAAUUUACGCACAAGUUUACAGCUCAACAGGAGAGCACGACCGUGGCCUAAGAGAUCUUGUUGUCCAGCUCACGACCGAUAAUCUCAAGGCUUUGAGGAGUGGGGAUGAUCCUAUAUUCUGCAACAGUCUUUUGGCAUCCGUUCCCAAUUUCAUGCUGGAUAUCUGUCUUUCGACCUUGGACAGGUGUGCUGAAUAUCAGAGGCAGCAAGCUAGAAUCUGGGAUUAA